AUGGCGGUAGGUGCGACCACCACCCCCCGCCCCCCACGCCCUCGGGCACGGCGCCGCGGGCCGGGCCAGAGGCGCUGGCAGCCGGUCACGGUGGGGGACCCUACGGCACGCCCCGGCUGCACCGCGCUGACGGACGGCCGCGGCCGCGGCGCCGCUGGCCCCGCGCGCGUCGCGCUCGACAGAAGGACGCGUUGUGCGAGGACGCGUGUGACACGGGACGAGGGAACAGACGAUAUUCCUCCAGAUACGAAACUCCUGUUGAAGAAGGCUUUCGAUGCCUUCGACCGCGAGAAGAGCGGUUCCAUCAGCACAGACAUGGUGGGCGAGAUCUUGAGGAUGCUGGAGCACCCUGUGAGCGAUGACCAUCUUAAAGAGAUCAUUGCUGAAGUCGACGCAGACGGUUCCGGACAACUGGAGUUUGAGGAGUUCUGUGAUCUCGCCGCUAGGUUCUUGAUUGAGGAGGAUGCUGAGGCAAUGCAGCAAGAGUUACGCGAAGCUUUCCGUCUUUAUGACAAGGAAGGUAACGGUUACAUCAGUACAAGUGUGCUCCGCGAAAUUCUUAGAGAAUUAGACGACAAAGUCACAAAUGAAGAUCUGGACAUGAUGAUUGAAGAAAUUGACUCUGAUGGAUCUGGCACCGUGGACUUCGAUGGGGUUAACAUCUAUCCUAUCCAGGGGGAUGAUCUAGAUAAGUCUCAAAUUGAACUAUUGAAGAAAGCAUUCGAUGCCUUCGACCGUGAGAAAACAGGUUCCAUUGGUACGGACAUGGUGGGAGAGAUCUUAAAGAUGUUGGACCAUCCAGUGGACGACGAUAUUCUACAAGAAAUUCUCGAAGAAGUCGAUGCUGACGGUUCGGGCGAACUUGGAUUUGAGGAAUUUUGCACCCUGGCCGCUAGGUUCCUGGUUGAGGAAGAUGCUGAGGCCAUGCAACAAGAGUUGAGAGAAGCAUUCCGUUUGUAUGAUAAGGAAGGAAAUGGUUAUAUUACAACCACCGUUCUACGAGAAAUUCUAAAAGAGCUUGAUGACAAAAUCUCUAGCCAGGACCUGGAUCUCAUGAUUGAGGAAAUUGAUUCCGACGGUUCCGGAACCGUGGACUUUGAUGUUCUGAAGAAGGCCUUCGAUGCCUUCGACCGCGAGAAGAGCGGCUCCAUCAGCACAGACAUGGUGGGCGAGAUCUUGAGGAUGUUGGAGCACCCUGUCGAUGACGAGAUCCUCAAGGAGAUCAUCCAGGAGGUCGACGCAGACGGUUCCGGCCAGCUGGAGUUUGAGGAGUUCUGUGACUUGGCUGGCAGGUUCUUGAUUGAGGAGGACGCUGAAGCUAUGCAGGAAGAGCUCCGAGAGGCCUUCCGAUUGUAUGACAAGGAAGGAAACGGGUACAUCUCCACAAACGUGCUGCGUGAAAUUCUGAGGGAGUUGGACGACAAAGUCACCAAUGAGGAUCUGGAUAUGAUGAUUGAGGAAAUCGACUCUGACGGCUCCGGCACCGUUGACUUCGAUGAAUUCAUGGAGGUCAUGACUGGUGGAGACUAAAGGCUAAGAAUCGAGGCCCAAUGGAGAGAGAAUGAAAACCGAGAAGAGUCUGCUUUUGUUGUGUACCAUCAUGAUAAGAAGACAGAACAACUUUACCAAAAAUUACUAUAAGAUUUGUACAAAUAUAUACCACAAUGAGCAUUCACGUUAAAUGUUUAUUUGAAUAUUUUACGAACAAUAAAUAAAAUUGUUCACAUUACAAUAGUAAA
This is a messenger RNA of Gryllus bimaculatus (two-spotted cricket), 1739 nucleotides long. NCBI's taxonomy places the organism in Eukaryota, Metazoa, Arthropoda, Insecta, Orthoptera, Gryllidae. The record is from the annotation of a GenBank genome assembly.